Messenger RNA from Rodentolepis nana, 684 nucleotides. Lineage: Eukaryota; Metazoa; Platyhelminthes; Cestoda; Cyclophyllidea; Hymenolepididae. The record is from the annotation of a GenBank genome assembly.
AUGACACAGACGAGACGAGAGCUACAAGAUUUCCUCCGAAGCUAUGACAGCAAUGGUACUGGCAGUUUUGAUCGUGAUAGAUGGCUUCAUCUCUGUGCCAGUGCGACGAUCAACCUGCCUCAAGAAAGUGCAGCAGAUGUCUUUGAUAAAUUAGAUUCAGAUCACGAUGGUUUGGUUCGAAUCGAUGAUUUACUACAGAGUCUGAGUGAAUGGCAAAACUCAGUUAAUUCAGAUAUUGAUGACGAGGUAAUCGUUGAGACUGGAAGACCUGUCGAUCUAGGUCGUUUUGCAGAACUCAAGUUAGCCCAAGCGAAUGGAUUUCCAGUUGGUCUCUAUGAAUCUUCUCCCACGGAAACAGAUAGAGAAUUCGGCAAGAGUUUAAUGGAAGCCCAAAAAUUGAGUAGAACCAUAAGCGAAUCCUACCCUGAAUUGGCCGCCUCCUUCAGCCAUCUGCUCGAAACCUUCAAAGAGGAUAUUAUGCUCAAAGAGUACGAAAAUGCUGAUUUGGAGCAAAGCUAUCAAAGAGAAAAGCAGGCAAGAAAGGAGGAUAUGCGGAGACUAGAAGAGGAAUUAGAUGCUCAGAUUCAGUUGGCCGAAGAGAAACUGAGAAAAGAAGUGAGUUAUGUUUCCACAUCGUCUAAAAACAACAUAAUUCUAAUUGUGGAUUACAAGAAGUACAUUUAG